Messenger RNA from Oncorhynchus kisutch (coho salmon), 7911 nucleotides. Its product is annotated as formin-like protein 5. The coding region runs from base 226 to 2964 and encodes 912 amino acids. NCBI's taxonomy places the organism in Eukaryota, Metazoa, Chordata, Actinopteri, Salmoniformes, Salmonidae. Gene Ontology annotation, biological process: regulation of GTPase activity. Gene Ontology annotation, molecular function: GTPase activator activity; small GTPase binding. The transcript has 14 exons. The record is from RefSeq and is a predicted model, not a curated record.
UGUCACUGCUGGCACCCAGACAGCUGCAAGCUCGUGGCAAUGCAUCUUUCGAACGAGAGGGAGGGAGAACUGCAGCAGCAGUCGUCUAGGCACUCAGCAAACUAUCGCAGUUGUCUGGGUGACAGCUACCUCGGCUCGACAGUUUAUGAGCGAGUAAAGAAUGAGAAGAGAGGAUUCUCUUACCGACUGGACAGCGCAGGAGACUCACCCUAAAAAAACGUUGACAUGAAGAAGGAUAUUGAGACGCUGAUAGCAGAGGAACGGGCUGACAUCAUCUCCAAGUAUGACAAGGGCAGGCAGGAGGGUGUCCACAUCGACCCCUGGGAGGAUACUGACUACAGCAUCUAUAAGGUCACAGACCGCCACGGCUUCCUGCACGAAGAGGAGCUGCCCACUCCGAGUGCAAUUGAAGAGAAGCAAAAGCAUCACGAGAUAGAGCGGGUGGAGAAAUGGCUGAAGAUGGUCAAGAAGUGGGACAAGUACAGGAACAGCGACAAGAUGGUGAAGCGUGUGUACAAGGGAAUCCCCCUCCAGUUGAGAGGCCAGGCCUGGGCUCUGCUACUGGACAUAGAGAAGGUGAAGCAGGAGAACUCUGGAAAGUAUGAGACUAUGAAGGAGCAGGCCAGGAGUUUCUCUACAGAGAUCAAACAGAUUGAUCUGGAUGUCAACAGAACCUUCCGGAACAACAUCAUGUUCAUGGAACGCUUUGGAGUCAAGCAGCAGGCCCUGUUCCAUGUGCUAGCGGCCUACUCCGUAUACAAUACGGAGGUGAGCUACUGCCAGGGGAUGAGUCAGAUCGCCGCCAUCCUGCUCAUGUACCUGAACGAGGAGGACGCCUUCUGGGCCUUGUCCCAGCUCCUCACAAACAACAACCACACCAUGCAUGGAUUCUUCAUCCCUGGGUUCCCCAAGCUGCAGCGCUACCAGGCCCACCACGAGCAGAUCCUCUCCAAGCUCCUCCCCAAGCUAAAGAAACACCUGGACAGAGAGCAGAUGUCCAACGGAAUAUACACCACUAAAUGGUUCCUGCAGUGCUUCAUAGAUAGGACCCCGUUCACCCUGACCCUGCGCUUGUGGGACAUCUACAUCCUAGAGGGAGAGAGGAUACUCACAGCCAUGGCCUACACCACCCUCAAAAUACACAAGAAGCGCUUGCUGAAGCUUCCUCUGGAGGACCUGAGGGAGUUCCUCCAGGAGCACCUGUCCAGCUCAUUCUUCCUACCCGACGACGUGGUGGUGGAGCAGCUGCAGGCGUCCAUGGCCGAGCUCCGUAAGAUGAAGCUGGACCUCCCACCAUCAGCCAAGUCAGAGGAGCUGCCUAAGAAGCCCCUCGGUGAGGAGCGGCCUGUUCUCCUGAUGCCCUUCCAGCGUGAUCUAGCCCUCCCUCUGGACCAGCCCAAGACCAGUCUCCAGCCCCCGCUCCAGCUCCAGCCCCACAUAGAGGCCCACCGGCCGGACACCAUCACCCUUGACCGCUCCUUCUGUCCCGGGGACACCCAGGACACCAGCAGCAUCCCUGGGGCCCACGACCCCCUGCGCCCCAUGUCCUCUCAGGAACCGGUGGUAGUCCACAAUCAGGCUCUGAUGCCAGAAGGGCCCAAAAUGUGUCCAGUCACCCCACCCAAGCCUCCGCCGAAGCCACAUAAGGUUGGUUCCACUCCAGGGGUGCGGGGUGUCAGGGAUAGGGUGGAGGAGUGUCCGAGUGACCAUGUCUCAGAGGUGGAGAAAGGAGGAGAAAGGAGUCUGUCUGAGGGUAGGGGUGGUAGAGUGGGGAUUGAGGCCCGAUCUGCAGGUCCAGAGACCCAGGAAGAGCCCGGUUACUGGCCUCCGCCCUACGAGCCCCCUGUUGGGGAUGUUUCCAUCACACAGUCUGGAUCAGGGUCUAAGACACUGGAGUUCCCGGAUCUACCCCCUCCACCCUUUUACUCUAUGGAAGAGAGCGCCCACACACCCCUGGGCCCCGAACCUCUAUGCUUGCGAGACGGGACCAAGGUAGGGCUGAAGUCGGACUCUGUGCCCCCCUGCUCGGCUCUUUCACUAGGGGUAGAACCCCUACCGAAGCCUAAGAGUCCACGUCCACCUCCACCCACGUCCCUGGACCUCAUCCUGGAGGAAUCCCCGUCCUCGCGGCCCUCUUUUUCCCUCGCCUUUGCCAAGCCGCCCCCCCGAAUCGCCUUCAAGCCCACUAUGUUCCCCGUGUCACUCUGCGUGCCCCAGACGGCAGGGGACCGCCGGCCCUCAAACACCUCCCAGUACGACAACCUCUCGGAGGCUGACAUCGAGGACUGCUUCAUGGACCGGCUGCUGGAGGUGGCCACUACCCUGCCGCAGAGCCCCUUGCCAGGCACCAGCCCUCAGGAAACACUGGGGAUGUUCGGCCUACCACCACCGCCGCGCAUACCUGAGCUAGAUGAUGACCCCUCAUCCUCCUCUCUUUUCCAUCCCCUACCGCCGCCUCCUCCGGUGUUCCUCCUUUCCCUGCCCGACACCUCCUCUCCCACCCUCCUCUCUGCCUCUCCCUCCCCCUCUCCUCUUCCUACCACCUUCUCAGCCCUUCCCUCUUUUCCACAGGAGCCGGACUAUGAAGGACAGGAGGAGAGCUGGGUGGUAGACUCCAUCAUCAUCCCUCCGCCGCCGCCCUGCUUCGCCGAUAGACUGGCUCCUUUCCAGUGUAGCCCUCCUCCUAACCACCACACUGGGCUCCACAGCCUAAUGGACACACACAGAGCCACCACUGCCAACCAGAGCCAAAGCUCAAACCAGAACCAGGUCUCCUCCCAGUUAGAAAAACUGCCCACGGCCCACAGGCCCCUCCCUGCCCUGCCUGCCUUCACGGCCCAGAUGCUGCUUCCGGGGCCCUCAUCUGGACAGUCGGCAGGAGAGGUCACCUCAGUACGAUCCAACCCAGACUUUUAUAGAAUGCAUGCUGGAAGCCACCAGCUGCCCAAAUCGGUCACCUUUUAGGGUUUCUAGAGUUUGAAAGGUAAAGAAUUUGAGACACGUGGCUGUGUGGGAACGAGACAAUGGACUGAAGAGACUGCUGCAAUUACCUACUGUGCUCAUCUAACAUACAAAGCCAUUUUGUAGGAGGGAGAGGGAAAAGCCCUUAGUGUGGUCAGUUGCUGUUUUUGGAGAGAGCAAAUCACUUUUUUUAUAGUUAUGUAUCGAUAUUUUGUGGUGUUUGCACCUUUUUUAUUAAGGGCAGCAAGUAGUUUUCUAAAUGUUCACCUAAAUUUUAAACCGUAGUCUUGCCUCACAUUUUAAGGUGUGUGUGCAUGUGUCUGGCAAUAUGACCAGUUGGUCUUUUCAUCAUGUAGGAAUCUGUUUCUUUCAGUUCCUUUUUCCUGUAACAGCAGUGUCUUAAGCAUUGAGCAGUUUAACAUCCAAUGAAAACAGGAAUUUCUGUUCAAGAACUUAACUCAAAGGGCUUUCCAAGUUGGCAUACAGUCAUUGUGAAGCACCAAAGGCCUAUAUCCCAUACCAGUACUUAAUUUAUUUGAGCAGGCUCACAGAACUCAAUAAAAUAUAGUUAGACCAAAAGGUUAUUGAACUUAUUUGAAUUUGCUUAUACACUGCUUAAAAACAUUAUUUGUAAACUAUUUAAAUAACAUUUAUACAGCCUGUUAUUCGUGAUUUUGUAAUGAUGAAGAGUUGGCAGUUUAUACUUAAACGUAUGUUACAUACUGAACGUGGGGAAAUUACAUAUGAUGAUUUACAUGCCAUUUGUUCAUGGUUACCAAUCUAUUUAAAGAUUUUGUAUAAGCAAAAUGUUUAAGCAGACCUUCAAAUUAGGUGCUCUCACUAUUUAACUCUCUCUCGUUGAUAGAACCAUGGUGCAAUAGUCACUACUGUAUAUACUGACGCAUGUUUCAUUGAGCAUUAAGGACUUAUAGUCGAGUCCUUUUUCUUUUAUGUUAGAAGCAGUACUGUGUUGGUUUGGAUUUUGCUGGUUUUCUUUGUUUCAUCUUGUGGAUAUCGUUUCCAUUUUCGAAAGGCAUUUUAUUGUGUUACUAUUAUUCCAGUUUGUUUUGAUACCUUUCUGUGACAUCACAGCAAUAACGUACUGUACAUAUUUUAUGGAGAAGGGUUAUGCACAGUACCAGUCAAAAGUUAGGACGCACCAACUCAUUCAAGGGUUCUUCUUUAUUUUUACUAUUUUCUACAUUGUAGAAUAAUAGUGAAGACAUCAAAUCUAUGAAAUAACACAUGGUAUCAUUUAGUAACCAAAAAAAAGUGUUAAACAAAUCAUUUAGAUUCUUAAGAGUAGCCACCCUUUGCCUUGAUGACAGCUUUGCAUACUCUGCACAUUUCCCACUUUCAUGGGAAAUGCUUUUCCAACAGUCUUGAAGGAUUUCCCACAUAUGCUUAGCACUAGUUGGCUGCUUUUCUUUCACUCUGCGGUCCAACCCAUCUCAAUUGGGUUGAGGUCGGGUGAUUGUGGAGGCCAGGUCAUCUGAUGCAGCACUCCAUCACUCUCCUUCUUGGUCAAAUAGCCCUUAGGUGUAGGUGUGUUUUGUAGGUGUGUUUUGGGUCAUUGUCCUGUUGAAAAUCAAAUGAUAGUCCCACUAAGCGCAAACCAGAUGGGAUGGCGUAUCGCUGCAGAAUGCUGUGGUAGCCAUGCUGGUUAAGAGUGCCUUGAAUUCUAAAUAAAUCCGUGUCACCACCACACCACCUCCUUCAUGCUGCAAGGUGGGAACCACACAUGCAGUCCAAAAAUCUCAAAUUUGGACUCAUCAGACCAAAGGACAGAUUUCCACCGGUCUAAUGUCCAUUGCUCGUGUUUCUUGGCCCAAGCAAGUCUCUUCUUCUUAUUGGUGUCCUUUAGUAGUGUUUCCUGUGCAGCAAUUCAACCAUGAAGCCCUGAUUCACACAGUCUCCAAGAAACUGUUCAGAGAACGCUGAAGCAUUUAUUUGGGCUGCAAUUUCUGAGGCUGGUAACUAAUGAACGUAUCCUCUGCAGCAGAGGUAACUCUGGGUCUUCCUUUCCUGUGGCAGAAAGGAAGACCCAGAGUUACCAAAAACCCAGAGCCCCACAACCCUUGAAUGAGUAGGUGUGUCCAAACUUUUGACUGGUACUAUAUUUACAAAGAAGACCAGAAGUGUUGUGGGUGAAGCAGAGCCAUGUUCAGUAGGCAAACGGUUCAGAAUGUUGCAGAUAGGAAUGUCUUGAAUACAGCUGACGUGAUUAGUUAUUCUACAUGACAGAGGCAUAUUUGCUCUACAUAACACAUUGCUACCUGAACAUUGUGUGAUGUUGUAUCCUGCUGAAUGUGCAACAUGUUUACUUCAUAAACAAACCAUUUAACACAAAAACAAAUGGGAACACAAGAUGGUGUUAUUAGGGAAUCCAAUAAUUCUUUAGCCUACCCAAUAUCAUUUAUGAAAGACUGGUUUCACCUAUUGGAGAAAUAGAAACCUUAAAGGCCCAGAGCAGUCAACUUGAUUGACCUGUGUUCCUUAUAUACAUUUCCACACUAUGAGGUUGGAGUAAUACUCUGAAAUUGGGAAAAUUAAUUUUUUUUAAAAUGCCCUUUUCGUGUGUAUGCUGUUUGAAAAGGCCGCCUGAAAUUUCAGCCUGUUUUUGGUGGAAUGGAGUUUUAGCCAAACCAGUUUUCCCCUCCCUAAAUCAGAUCACUCCCACACAGUCCUAACAAAAUUGCACUUUGCUAAGAAGCUAUUUUUGUUUCUUUUAUACCAUUUUAGUUUUUGAAAAACUAUCUCAGUAAGUUACUUAAUUGUUACCCAGAAAUAUGAUAUUGAGAUUUAAAUAAUCCCUGCAUUGGACCUUUAACAGUGUUGACAUGCAUUUGUUGUGGGAUCAACAAUCAAAAAAAACUAUGGAACAAUCAACAAUGGAACAAAAAUAUUGUUUGGAGGUUGUUUUGACCAUUUUUAAACCCAAGAGAAAGGGUGCAAGUGCGUACUUCAGGAGAAGUGUCGAGAAUCAGGACACAACCGUAGUUGAAGAGCCACAGCCCGUCUAGAAGUGAGGUCAGUGUUGAUUGGUUGACAAAAGAAACCAGCAUUCAGAAGAGAGGUAUUCUUGGAGGAAUGGAAGUUUGAGCCAUAACAUAACAAGGAAAUAUGGGAUCCAUCCCAAAUGGCACCCUAUUCUUUGUAUAGUUUACUACUUUUGACAAAAUUAUGUAGGGAAUUAGGAUGCCAUGUGGGACGCAGUCCUAGUCUACAUUUUAUCUGUUGUUUACUGAUUUUAUUAAAUUAUUUGAGUGUUAUGGACAUCUGUUUGAAGUUUUUGUGCUUGCACUUCUACUUGUAUUUUCUCCAGUCUGUUUGGAGUGUGUUUUGUCCUUGGUUACUGUGCAUUCUUUUGAAAGGCCUGUACAAUGUUCUGAAAAGAGCUACGUCAUUCGGCUUGUUCACAGGGGUUGGUUUGAACUAACACAUCUUUUUCAUCAUAAGGAUCUGUUGGUGUCCAGUUUUGAAGUAUAGCUUAUCAAUAUCUUAAUCUGGGCAGUGCCUUGAGCUCAGACCAACCUCGUGAACAAGAACAUACUUUGACAAAUGUUGUAUAAAAAAAGAAAAAUGUUUGCGUUUUCUUUCCUCCCACAGAACAGACCAGUUAGAGUAAAAUGGUAUAUUUUAUCCACAAUUAACCUUUUAACCCUAUUCUCAACAGGCUGGUAGAGGAUAUUUUGACAGUGAAUUUAGAACUGGGUAUGGAAAAACAAAUCUCAACUUGAACUUGAUUGGUCAACUCUCCAGGUUGGAUGGAGAGUAUCACUGCACAGCUAUUUUCAGGUCUCUCCAGAGAUGUUCGAGCAGGUUCAAGUCCUCUAGCUGGGUUACUCAAGGACAUUCAGAGACUUGUCCCGAAGCCACCCCUGCAUUGUCUUGGCUGUGUGCUUAGGGUCGUUGUCCUGUUGGAAGGUGAACCUUCGCCCCAGGCUGAGGUCCUGAGCACUCUGGAGCAGGUUUUCAUCAAAGAUCUCUCUGUACUUUGCUCCGUUCAUCUUUCCCUCGAUCCUGACUGUUCUCCCAGUCCCUGCCGCUGAAAAACAUCCCCCCACAGCAUGAUGUUGCUAUCACCAUGCUUCACCGUAGGGAUGGUGCCAGGUUUCCUCCAAACGUGACACUUGGCAUUCAGGCCAAAGAGUUCAAUCUUGGUUUCAUCAGACCAGAGAAUCUUCUUUCUCAUGGUCUGAGAGUCUUCAGGUGCCUUUUGGCAAACUCCAAGCGGGCUUUCAUGUGCCUUUUACUGAGGAGUGGCUUCCAUCUGGCCACUCUACCAUAAAGGCCUGAUCGGUGGAGUGCUGCAGGAAUGGUUUUCCUUCUGGAAGGUUUUCCCAUAUCCACAGAGGAACUGGAGUUCUGUCAGAGUGACCAUCGGGUUGUCAGAGUGACUACCGAGGCCCUUCUCCCCCGAUGCUCAGACUCUAGGAAGAGUCUUGGUGGUUCCAAACUUCUAUGGUAGAAAGGUAUGGUAGAAAAAUGACAAGAUUGUUGUAAUACUGUUUAUGCAUCGAAUAGCUUUGAGGUCUCUCAUCUGUGUCUGUGGGACUGAGUUGGGCCUCUGAGGCUUGGCGCUAGUAAUUGAUUUAUGAUGGCUUGGUGAUAGAACCUAAAGCCUGCAUUCUGUUGAAUAACUAGUAUCUGUGUGUUAAGGGGUGCGAAACUGACAAGAUAACCCUGUAAAACAAGCAGUAAAUGACCUAGAGACCGAAACCUGGCGCAAUGUAAAUCUUGCUGUAUGUUGCUUGAUAGCGCAAUGUACCUUUUGUAUAAUUCAAUUCAUCUGUUUGUCAUGAACAUUCAAGAGGAUGUACUUUGUUGUAAAAUGCUGUGGUUCAAAUCUGCUCGUUGAGCUCUCGGCAUCAUACUUUAGAGUGUGGGAUAGACCAGCUUCACUAUUACAAUAAUUCAUCGAUAUUAAAGAAUGAUUGUUUGAAGAAA